Messenger RNA from Magnusiomyces paraingens, 1443 nucleotides. RefSeq lists its product as uncharacterized. NCBI's taxonomy places the organism in Eukaryota, Fungi, Ascomycota, Dipodascomycetes, Dipodascales, Dipodascaceae. The coding region runs from base 1 to 1443 and encodes 480 amino acids. The transcript is spliced from 3 exons. The record is from RefSeq and is a predicted model, not a curated record.
AUGCCACUCAUCAGAGACGACCACAUUCUGAUAAUAUCACCUGGGUCAGAAACAACUCUCGCCCAAUUCGGUUUGGGUGAGUCACUGGCUCCAGCUUCUAUUCAAGUCCCAACACGCGUUUUCGCAAACCCUUUAAAACACAACCCUGGAAAAGGUAUCAACUACUUUUCUUCUAAAGGGUCUGAGGAAAAUGCAAUAUAUCCCAUUAAAGCAGGUAAAAUUGUUAAUCUUGCUGCUUUCAAUUAUUUAAUAAAAUUAAUCUACCGUGCAGUCAUCAAUAGUCUCCCUAAAAUUAACCCUCCACCACUUACAGCAAUUCUCCUUCUCACAAGCAACUCAUGGUCACGGCUACAGCUUGAAAACAUCACACAGUACGUUUUUGAGGUCCUCAACGUUCCUACCUUUUCCGUAAUAUCCACCGCACUUUGCGCGUCAUUUGCUUACAAUGUCCAAAACGCACUUGUCAUUGAUAUCGGCAAAGACAAGACAGAAAUUACACCUAUUGUGGACUACUCUCCAAUUACAGUAUCUUCGCAAACAAUUCCCUUUGGAUCCUCUUCAAUCAAUAAGUCUCUUAAAAAACUCUUACCCGAAUUUACCGACGCGCAGAUUGAAACACUGAAAAAGUCGGACAUUUUCCAGGUCUUGACACCUGAAGAAAUCGCCAAAAGCUACUCAUGGCUCAACACAGAUGACACAGGUGCACCUAAAACAAGCACGGACGAUGGCGUUGUAGAUGUGGCUGCCAUUGUGACAUCAGGACGUACACGGGAGAUUUUGGCACAGCGCGAAAAGGAAAAACAACAAGCAUUGGAGGACCAACGUAGCGGAGCAGCUAAGGAAAAACCCAAUGAAGAGCGCGAGUUUAGUUUUUUCCCAGAUCCUGUGACUGGAGAGCCCAUCAGGGUUGGGCAGCCACGGUUCCAAGGAACUGAGGUACUUUUAGAGGAAAUCACAUAUGCUGUUGGAGAAGUUCUCAAGCAUUUGGACGAGACCUCAAAGCGCCAGGACUGCUGGGACAAUGUGAUUAUUGUUGGCCGCGGAUCAUCGGUCAAGGGCUUUAAAGAAGCGUUGUUGUUUUCUUUGCAAUCGCGUUACAUUAUCACGCGACAAACUCUUGGGUCGGAACUGCCCUCGAUGUUUAAUACUAGUGGCUACAACACACCAAACAAUGGGACACCAUCCGGGAUUUCGACACCGAUUGGAGGUGGGUCGACUUUAUCGGGACACGCAGGACAUGGACAAGUGCCGACUCAGAUUCGACUGACGAAGCAGUUUGAUUACUUUGUGGAAUGGAAACACUAUGGAUGGGAAGAGGCAUCGUUUCUUGGGGCAGAGAUUGCGGCUCAACAGAUCUUUAAUGGAGCUCACGAAAAUACAUUUGUAAGCAGGACAGAUUAUAAUGCCAUUGGUCCUUCGGCCAUUUGGGAGUUGACUUUGUAA